AUGCAAUUAUGGAUAUGGGAAGCGUUAAUAACUCCGCUGCUUUCAUGUCUUUCGCCGAGCUUUAAGCACCAUUCUGUAGAGUGAGGUUCAACUUAGAUUCGCAGUACGAAGCAGAACUCCGAUCCCCUUCUUUUAUGACGAUUGCACAUGCGUGGAGCUCUUGUGAAACAAUUCGGAGGUCCAGAAGUAAUCAAGAUUGUCUUCGAUUUACCAAAACCUACUAUUCAGACUGGAAAGCAGGUGCUCGUUCGUGUUGCUGCUGCAGGCGUUAACCCAGUUGAUACUUACAUCCGCAAUGCCCAGUAUCCGCUCCUUCCGAAGCUUCCGUACACUCCAGGAAGAGACGGUGCCGGAGUGGUAGAAGAGAUUGGCGGAGAUGUUAGCCAUGUAAAAGUAGGAGAUCGUGUUUAUUUUUUGGCGAAUAAUGGAAGUGCUGCGGAAUACUGCUUGACAAAUAACGUCUUCCCUCUUCCUUGUGGUGUUUCUUUCGAAGAAGGAGCUUGCCUUGCAAUUCCGUACAUGACAGCGUUCAGAGCACUAUUUAUACUUGGAGGUGUCAAGAAAGGAACAACAGUUCUGAUUCAUGGUGCCUCCGGCGGAGUCGGUCUGGCAGCUGUGCAGAUGGCAUUCCAUUCUGGAGCUGUUGUUGUUGGAACAGCGGGCACAACAGAAGGACUUGAAAUUGUGAGGAGGAACGGAGCUAGCGAAGUGUUCAACCAUAGAGCUUCUAAUUACGCACAUGAAAUAAAGAAAAAGUUUCCGAAUGGUCUUGACCUCAUAUUAGAAAUGGCAGCUCAUCAGAAUCUGCGUACUGAUCUCGAACUACUAGCACGAAACGGCAAAGUAGCAGUCAUAGGCAGCCGCGGUGAAAUCACGAUCGAUCCAAGGGCUCUUAUGACGAAGGAAUCCAGUAUUUUCGGUGUAACGCUAGCGAAUUCCACAGACACAGACCUAAUGACUUCGUCCGCAUUCAUCUCGGAAUUUCUCGCUUCUUCCAAAUACCGUCCUGUAAUUAACCGAACAUACCCGCUGAGCGAGAUUGACAAAGCGCACAGCGACGUUAUGGCGGGAGCCGGUGCUAGAGGAAAAUUGAUUGUCUCUCUCAAUGACCAAUGAUUAUUUAUUUCUGUGCGAAUUUUCAAGAACCUCUAUAAAAGCAAAACACUGUUC
Cylicocyclus nassatus is the source of this 1170-nucleotide messenger RNA. NCBI's taxonomy places the organism in Eukaryota, Metazoa, Nematoda, Chromadorea, Rhabditida, Strongylidae. The record is from the annotation of a GenBank genome assembly.